This is a messenger RNA of Phalaenopsis equestris, 1047 nucleotides long. RefSeq lists its product as uncharacterized. Bases 106 to 693 code for a protein of 195 amino acids. The transcript has 2 exons. Lineage: Eukaryota; Viridiplantae; Streptophyta; Magnoliopsida; Asparagales; Orchidaceae. The record is from RefSeq and is a predicted model, not a curated record.
AACAAAUCCUCCACCGAUCAACCAGCCAAGCGGAUGACGAAUGAUUGUUCCUCCCUCUCAAAUCCCCACCACCCAACGGCAAACAGAUAAGACCGCCAGUCUCCGAUGGCCGCCGUCACCGUCCUCUCUCCUUCCGCCUCCCCCGCCAUAGCAGCCUCACCUAGGCCUUCACCAUCCUCUUUUCCUUCAAAGCCCAUCUCAAAGAUCCCACCUUUAUCCAAACCCCCCUCCAAGCUCUUCGUUUCCUCCAAAACCUCCACCUCCUCCUCAACCUCCUCGUCGAUGGAGAAAGAAGAGCGCAUCUUCUUCGACGGCGGCGCUCACUACGGUGACCUCGUCACUAACCUUCUAUUAGGCUUCACCCUUCUCUGGCUUCCGCUCACCAUCGCCGCCGUUUCACGCGCUUUCUUCCUCCGCUAUCGCUUUACUAAUCGGCGGGUCACUGUCAUCUCCGGUUUCACAGGUCAAGAUCGAACUGACUUCCCCUACUCGGCAAUCAAGGACGUGCAGGUCGUGCCGAGAUUGAUCGGCGAGUGGGGGGACAUUAUCAUUACUCUUAAGGAUGGCACCAAGGUCGAUAUCCGCAGCGUGCCCAGGUUCCGAAUGGUCUCCGAUUAUUGCCUCCUGAUGGCGGAUGGAGCUGCCAAGGGUUUACCGGAGCAGAAGGCCGUGUCGGGUCCCAGAGGGUUCUGAUCUAGGGUUUGCUACGUCGGAGAAGAGGGACCUAGUGGUGGUUGGCAUGUAUCCAUUGGCUCAAGCUUUUGAUCUGCACAGAAAUCUGCUAGUGAGUGCAUGGAGCCCUACUCAAGGCCUUAUUUUCUGCUAAAAACCUGUUACAUGGUAACAGUUUGAGCGUUUGUAGUGUGUGAAUCCUACCAAAGCCUCAUUCUUCACUGAACUUUUUUCCAUUAUUUGCUUGGAGUGGGGUUGCAACGACUGGGGACAUUGUUUCCUUGUGGGUUUCGAGGACUGAGCCUCCCAAUCCAAAAAUACUAUGGAAUAUGCAAAUUAUUAUGAAAUUAUAUUGUGGGUCAUAUAUUUUGGGAA